GAAGCGCAUUGUUCAAAAACCAAACGCAGUCGGGUAAAAUAACUCAGCUGAGGCUGUUAGUUAGUCACAGGUAGCCUGAUUUGAUACAGGUUUAACCCAGUUUCUCCAGUUUAAGUCUAGUACUCGAGUCCUGGCGAUUUAGUCAGUUAUUUCAAAACAUUUAGACACUGGAAACCAGGCGCUCGUCGCACUUCGGACUUUUGAGGUAAGCAUGGCACUGUCUUUGUCCUCCCCUUGUGGAUGCCCCUCUGAUGAGGAUGAGGAAAUGGCUGUGUUUGAGUCUACGGCAGCAGAACACGGAGGCCUGAGCAGACCACGUCUGCCUGAGAUCUCUGUCAUUUCCCCCGGCCUGGAUCCGCGCCCAACCACUGCAGAACCGAAACUAGCAGUGAAAUCUGGACUGGUGAGACAAGGAAGUGGUGAAGAAAAUACUGAGAGGGUGAAGGUUUAUCUGCGCAUCAGGCCACUUACUGAGACGGAGAGAGAGAGAGGAGAAGAACAGGGUUGUGUGGCUGUCCAAGAUGAGGGGACUCUGCUACUCAAAGCUCCAAAGGAGUCUCAGAACAUGAGGACUGCAGAGAGGGGCAUCACCCAGAGCAUGCACAAGUUCAGUUUCUCUAAGAUCUUUGGACCAGAGACCACACAGCAGCAGUUUUAUGAGAGCACCAUGAAGACAAUGGUGAAAGAUGUGCUUCAGGGAGAAAAUAGGCUCCUCUACACUUAUGGUGUCACCAAUUCUGGAAAGACAUACACAAUUCAGGGCAGUGGUCGAGAGACCGGCCUCCUGCCCCGAGCUUUAGCGUCCCUGUUCAGGAAACUUCAGGGUCGUCUCUACGGUGCCAUGGACCUGAAGCCUGUCAUGUAUCAGGAUGUGAGACAGCUUGAACCCGGUGAGGUCAGGGUGGAGGAAAUCCGCAGAAACUCUCUGCUCAAAGAGGAUGAGAAUUUGACCUCUCGCCGAGUUGGUACCACCACAAACGGGGACAGCGGCUUUGGAGGACUCUCCUCAACGAGUAACAUUGCCAGCCAGCUGGAAGACACUGACAGUGUUUGUCUGGAGCCGGACAGCCUUUCUCACAGUGGAGGGGAUGACCUGGAGGAAGGGGUGCAGUUCUCUAUCUGGGUGUCCUUUUAUGAGAUCUACAAUGAGUUCCUGUAUGAUCUGCUGGAUGCUUCACCCUCCCUGCAGCCCAGAAAAAGAGUCACGCUGCGGCUUAGUGACGACAAGCAGGGCAACCCCUAUGUGAAAGACCUCACCUGGAUCCAAGUCCGCAGUGCAGAAGAAGCAUGGAAGAUUCUGAGGGCCGGACGUCGUAACCAGAGCUUCGCCAGCACCCACCUCAACCAAAACUCCAGCCGCAGCCACAGCAUCUUCUCCAUCCGUGUCCUGCACAUUCGCCCUGAGGCAGAUUCAGGCCAGGCCAUGCACAUCAGCGAACUGACUGUGUGUGAUCUGGCUGGGUCUGAACGCUGUAAAGAGCAGCGUAAUGGUGAGAGGAUGAAGGAGGCCAACAACAUCAACACCUCCCUUUUAACGCUGGGUCGCUGUAUCGCUGCUCUGAGGCACAACCAGAACAACAAAUCACGACCCCCUCAAGUGGUGCCCUUCAGGGACAGUAAACUGACCCGGGUGCUGCAGGGUUUUUUCUGUGGCCGGGGAACCUCCAGCAUGGUGGUCAACAUCAAUCCAUGUGCCUCCAUCUAUGAUGAGACCCUCCAAGCCCUCAAAUUCUCUGCUAUUGCUACCCAACUGGUCCAUGGCCCAUCCACAAAGACCAGAGUGGCCUACAUCCUGUCUCUACUGCGCGAGCCCACAGGAAAUGGUAAUGAAGGGACGGUGCUGGAAGAGGAGGAGGAUGAGAGUGAUGUUGAAGAUGGAGAUAUCACCAUGUUAAAUACUGAGGCUUUGCUGCAGGCCAUUGACGUUCUGAAGAGGGAGGUGCAGCGCCAGCGGGAGGAAAAAGAGAUUCUUGAGGCAAACGUGAGAGAGCAGGUGGUCUCUGAAAUGAUGGAGGUCAUCACUGGCAUGCAAGAUGGUUUCAGUGAGACCUUGGAGGCAGAAAGGGCUUUAAUCGAAGAGCGGUACGAGGACAAGAUAACCAACCUGCAGAAACAUUUGAAGAAAUUCUACAGCCAGGAGCUGAAGGAGCGUGAUCAAGAGAUUGAAGCUCUGUCCGCUGCCCUUGAGAAAAACAAAGAAGCUGGAUCAGGCCCCACGUCGGAGCCACAGGGAGACGCCCCUCGACGUUCUCAGCGCCUCACCGCCCAGACAGAACUCUGCAAACUGCGCGCUGAGCUUGACCAAUGCCGCGCUGAGCUCCUCACCAAGACACAAGAGCUGAUAAAGCUGAAGAUGCAGCUGGAAGUGCCAGGUUCAACAGGCACUCUCACCGGUGCUGCUGACCGUAAGCUCGAGGAAGGCCAGCGGAACCUGCGACAACUGCGUCUGGAUUUGCAGAGGCUGGGGUUGGACCUUCAGUCCGGCGAACGAGCCUGCUGUCGCAACACAGGAGGGGAACGGCUGCGGCAGGCAUUAAACGCAGCAGAUGAGACACUUGUAAAACAGGACCAGAUCCUGGUGGAGCUCCAGAACGGCCUGAUACUUGUCAAGGCUGACUUAAGGCGGAAAGCAGACACCCUGGCUCAGACACAGGCCACCCGGCCCCAGCUGCCCCCAUCCGGCUUUUCUGCCCCCACCACACCAGGUUCCUGUAAGAAGAGGGGCUGCGGGGCUGCCGCAUCAUGCGAUGCUGAAAACAGGCCUCCUCAGAAACGCCCCUUUUUCCAGUCUCUGUUCCCGACACGCACUCCAACACGUAAAUACAACACUUGUCCUGUUGAAGAACCAAACGUCACCCCCUACUCACGGAUCUUGCGGUCUCGCCAGAGGUCUCCACCUCCCAGCCCUGUCACCACCCCCCGUACUCUGAGGGGGAAGUACUGAAUUAGUUAAAGCCUCAAAGGAAGUGUGUCCUUUUCAAUAUUAUGCAAAAACAAAGUCAUACUUGCUGGUAACUUUAUAGUAUUUUUAUAUUUUUUUAUAUGCAUGUUCACUUUUUGCAGUGCGGUUAACUCUUGUUAUGCCAAAUACAGUUAUGUUCAUGCCAGUAAAACAGUUAAUGCUUUAAAUGAGGUUGCAGUAUAUUACUAAGGUAAUUAAAGUUCUCUUGAGCAGUAAAGCUGCUCAGUGUGAUAGUUAAGGGCUGCAUGGUAAUAGUGCAUGUGUGUGUAUUUAACCCUCUCUGCCUCUGCAAGUCCUUCACAAGCCUUUGCUGUAAAUACUUUUUUCUCUCAAUAAAACCUAUGAAAGCA
Lates calcarifer (barramundi perch) is the source of this 3312-nucleotide messenger RNA. RefSeq names its product kinesin family member 20A (gene kif20a). The record is from RefSeq and is a predicted model, not a curated record. The coding region runs from base 212 to 2944 and encodes 910 amino acids. Gene Ontology annotation, biological process: microtubule-based movement; mitotic spindle assembly. The transcript is spliced from 19 exons. Lineage: Eukaryota; Metazoa; Chordata; Actinopteri; Centropomidae. Gene Ontology annotation, molecular function: ATP binding; microtubule binding; plus-end-directed microtubule motor activity. Gene Ontology annotation, cellular component: spindle microtubule; nucleus.